CUACUUAUUUCUUCCACUCUUUUGUCUACUAUAAAUUAGUUAUUUCCAAGUCAUUUUUAUUCUCAACUAAGGAAAAGAAAAGAAAAGAAAAAAAAACUACUAUGGCAUCAAACCAAACAAGUACUCAACAAGAAUCCAAGUUCACUCUCCCUAUGAAUCUUGACAUGGAGCAACAACAAGUAAACCUAGAUAAUCAACAAGAUCAAGAAAAGGAAUUUGACUACUCUAAACGAUCCCAAUGGCUCCGAGCAGCUGUGCUCGGAGCCAAUGAUGGGUUGGUUUCAACCGCAUCAUUAAUGAUGGGAAUUGGUGCUGUGAAAAAGGACAUAAAAGUCAUGAUCCUUACUGGAUUCGCCGGCCUAGUGGCCGGCGCAUGUUCCAUGGCUAUAGGAGAAUUUGUCUCCGUUUAUUCUCAACUCGAUAUAGAAGUGGCUCAAAUGAAGAGAGAUAAAAGAAGAAAUAAAAUCGAAGGAAACGAUCAAGAUGAUGACGAUGAUGAAAAAGAGGAGAGCUUACCAAAUCCAGCACAAGCAGCAUCAGCAUCAGCACUAGCGUUUUCGGUAGGUGCAAUGGUGCCAUUAUUGGCUGCAUCUUUUAUUAGAGAUUAUAAAGUCAGAAUUGCAGCUGUUGUUGGAGCUGUUACAUUAGCUUUAAUGGUGUUUGGAUGGUUAGGUGCUAUGUUAGGAAAAGCACCAGCACUCAAGUCAUCAGCUAGGGUUUUGUUUGGAGGUUGGUUGGCCAUGGCUAUAACUUAUGGCUUAACAAAAUUGAUUGGUUCUAGUGGCCUUUAAAAUCCAUAUCACUACCACGAAAAAAACAAAAACUGGAAUUAGCUACAAACUUCGUAGUUGAUAUAAUUUUUUGAUAACAAUGGAUUUUAUCGUUUAGCUACAAAAUUUGUCUGAUGCUAAUUCCUGUUCUUUUUAGUAAUGUAUAAUACUAAUAUUUGUGGCAUAACGCCACUAGUAUUUUUUUUUCUCUAUGUUUAGAUUUUGUUGUUAUAUAUAGCUAGGAUAUAUAAAGGUCUCUGUGUAUUCUUAAUAUUUGUAUCAUGCUCCGAGUAACUGUAUGUAUGCAUCAUUGUAUCAUAAUAAUAUAUUU
Messenger RNA from Solanum dulcamara, 1101 nucleotides. Its product is annotated as vacuolar iron transporter homolog 3-like. The coding region runs from base 102 to 791 and encodes 229 amino acids. The transcript has a single exon. Gene Ontology annotation, cellular component: membrane. Gene Ontology annotation, molecular function: manganese ion transmembrane transporter activity; iron ion transmembrane transporter activity. Lineage: Eukaryota; Viridiplantae; Streptophyta; Magnoliopsida; Solanales; Solanaceae. The record is from RefSeq and is a predicted model, not a curated record. Gene Ontology annotation, biological process: intracellular manganese ion homeostasis.